AUGCCGAUCUCUUCAAACACUAUAACCGAACUAAAAAAGACGACAGCCCAACUCGACUUCCUCCUCACCGUCUCCAACAUCAAAAUCAAGAAAAUCCCAACCCAUCAUCAACUUUGCGUCAUCUGCCAAGAGCCAUUCGACAACAACGCGUGGAAGCUCGGAGACACAGUCAACAGUCCCGUACAGCUAGACUGCGGCCACAUCUUCGAUAUCCAAUGUCUGGCCCACCUCGUCUUCACAUCCGACUUCACCAACCGCUGCCCUCUCUGCCGCGCGCAGCUCAUGCCGACGUCCUUCGACAGAAACCCCAGUGGUCAAAGCUGGAAGGCGGCCGUUCCGCUCUUGCGCCUUUUGAUGAUGUUCGGCGGCGAUCCGGUGACGUUUUCGAAGAAGAACGCCCUCGAUGUGUUGCUGAAUGGACUGGAGCGGGAAGGGCUGACGGGCACUGUGGCGGGCAAGCAUAUGCAUCGUGUCAUGUUCUUGUACGAAGAGUUCUUGAAACAGUUCUGUGAGCAGCCGCAGCCGACGGCGACGGAGGCCCUGGAUCUUUCUGCGGAUGAGGAGGCACGAAUGCAGGAUUUCGUUAGGGAACGAGAAGAACUCGAGCGGGGGCUGGAAGAGUUGCGGGUAUCGUUGGCGCAGCGGCAAGAGCUGGCUAGGUCUAGGGCUGAGAGAAAGUUGAGGGAUGUCAAGGAGGAACUGCAGGAGGUCGAGGAGGAGCUACAGGACGUGACGGAGGAAUUGCACGAAAUCAAAGAGGAAGUGCAGGAGGUCAGGAAGCAAGGGAGGCGGUUUAAGAAGGCGUUGGAGGGUGUCACAAAAGAGUUGGCAGAGGUUAAGAGAAAGGCUCAAGAACAACUAGGAGAGGCCAAGAAGGAAGGCCAAGAUCUCAAGAAGCAAUUGCAGUUUGCCAAGAACGAAGUAACUGAGGCCAAGGAGCAGGCUCGGAAGGAAUUGGAGGGUCUGAACAAGAAUGGAAAGAGGCCAUGGAGAAGGCUGUGA
Molecule: messenger RNA, 1002 nt
Organism: Letharia lupina
Lineage: Eukaryota; Fungi; Ascomycota; Lecanoromycetes; Lecanorales; Parmeliaceae
Exons: 1
Coding region: 1-1002 (333 amino acids)
Source: RefSeq, a predicted model, not a curated record